Messenger RNA from Aspergillus tanneri, 483 nucleotides. RefSeq lists its product as uncharacterized. The record is from RefSeq and is a predicted model, not a curated record. Bases 1 to 483 code for a protein of 160 amino acids. The transcript has 2 exons. NCBI's taxonomy places the organism in Eukaryota, Fungi, Ascomycota, Eurotiomycetes, Eurotiales, Aspergillaceae.
AUGGCAGCAUUUAUAUCCGGCCCUCUGGACACCGGUCCCAACGACUGCUACUUCCACACCUACUACGUACCCCAGAUCAACGAAGCUAUCACGCGCGACGAUGACUUCGUGAUUGGCCCCAUCCUGAGUGGGGUCGACGCCAACGCGCUCGCCUACCUUCUCUCAUACCCUGUGUCACCCACGCGCAUAACCGUUUUCGCGACGGCCGGCGAGAACAGCAUGUGGGGGAGCGGGGAACGCGACGCCGCCAUGACGGCCGCCAGCGUGUAUGAUAUCCUGCGGGUGCGCACGCGCGAUGAGUCCCGUCGGUUGUAUGGCCGCAUGUGGCGCGAGGGCCACAUUACCAACACGGAGCGAAACUGGAAACGUCGCAGGGGGAUUGCCGAGGAUGUGGAGGUGUCUGCGGAGGAGAUUCAUCGGUCAAUGGGUUUUACGGAGAAGAAGGGUUUAUUUAAUAGAUUAAUGUCCAGAUGUAAGGAUUAA